GAGGGUAGUUGUUGAUUUGAAUAUUAGAGCGCAAGGGAAAGGAGGGUUCCUCUACAACUUCUCCUCCCUUUAAAGUCUCUUGUAAACCAUUUCUCAUUUUUCACCAUCCCAAAACCUUCCUUCAAUUCUUUCUCUCUCUUCUUUCUCUAUAUAUCUCUUGUUUUCAUGACAAUAUUAAGGUUCAACUAGCCUAACUACAAAAUCACAAACAACAUUAUAAACAUUAUUACAGAAUUAAGAACACAUAAAUUCAUCAUUUUUUUUUUUGAAUAUAAACCAAGAUCGAUCAUAUAAUAAAAUGACAGUGAAUCAGAAGAUGUCAUGGAGAACAUUUAUGCCAUGUUGUAUUAUCUUAGAAGAAUCAUCAGCUGAAAUUCCAAAACCAAGAAAAGUUGCAGCUGAAGAAGAACAUCAUCAUCAUUAUAUUAAUCCAUUUCAAAGAAUUGGUUUUGCAAAUUUAAGUGACCCAAAUUCACUUACUUUAUCUGAGGAUCUAUCCAUUUCUCUUGCUGGUUCAAACAUUCAUGUCUUUAAUCUCAAUGAGUUAAGAUUGAUCACUCAAAAUUUCUCCUCAAGUAAUUUCCUUGGUGAAGGUGGGUUUGGCCCGGUCCAUAAAGGCUUCAUUGAUGAUAAAAUUAGGCCCGGCUUGAAGGCCCAACCUGUUGCAGUUAAAAUUCUUGACCUUGAUGGCACUCAAGGUCAUCGUGAAUGGCUGGCUGAAGUCAUAGUGCUAGGACAACUAAGACAUCCCCACUUGGUAAAGUUGAUUGGAUAUUGCUGUGAAGACGAACAUAGAGUUCUAGUUUAUGAGUAUAUGCCUCGAGGUAGCCUUGAAAAUCAACUCUUUCGAAGAUUUUCUGCUUCACUUCCAUGGUUAACAAGACUAAAGAUUGCCCUUGGAGCUGCUAAAGGACUUGCGUUUCUUCAUGAAGCAGAGAAACCUAUCAUUUACCGCGAUUUUAAAGCCUCGAACAUCUUAUUAGAUUCUGAUUUCACUCCUAAGCUAUCUGAUUUUGGCUUGGCAAAAGAUGGGCCUGAGGGAGAUGAUACCCAUGUUUCUACUAGAGUUAUGGGGACACAAGGUUAUGCCGCUCCUGAAUACAUCAUGACAGGUCAUUUGACAGCAGCGAGUGAUGUAUACAGUUUUGGAGUCGUACUCUUAGAACUUCUUACAGGAAGGCGCUCAAUGGAUAAAAAUCGCCCUCCAAGAGAGCAAAACUUAGCAGAAUGGGCUAGACCACAACUACAAAGCCAACGAAGACUUACUCGAUUAAUGGACCCAAGAUUAGAGAGCCAAUACUCAGAAGAUGGAGCUCAAAAGGCUGCAUUACUAGCUUAUCAAUGCUUGAGCCAUCGGCCUAAGAGCCGACCCACUAUGAGUGUUGUCGUAAAGACCUUGGAACCCUUGUUGAACCUAGUCCAUGAUAUUCCAUCUGGACCCUUUGUGUACACUGCACCAAGUGAUCAAAGUCCCUCCCAUGACAAAAUCGAAGGUGAAGCGAGGAGAGAAAAUGGCCACCAUCACAACCACAAUAACCACCAGGAACGUCCUCCUCGUCGACAUGACAUAAGCCGGUUAAGAGCACCAAAACCUUCAAGCAUUGUACACUCAGACCCUAAUGUACAAAAAAAUCUCAGAAACGGGUUUAACUCCCCUGGCCACCACCACAUGGGUAGAGGUGCAUAGACCACAACCAAAUGUUAAAAAAAAAUUCUCUAAAAGAGAGGAGAAAAAGAAAAAACUUCAUAUUUGUAAAUAGAAGUUUGCAAAAUGUCAAGUGUCUAGAUUAGAAUAGGAAUACAAUAUACGUUUGUCUCUUUUUUUGUUUAUUCUUUGAAUUACGGGUUUUUUUUUACUAGUUUUUAUCACCAAAAGUUACAUAUAUAUAUAUUUUUGAAUUUAUACAAAAUUGUACCUAGUUAUAAGGAGGAAUAGAAGAUUAUGCUAAUGAUACUUUGAGUUUAUUUAAUGAAGACAAGCUAGCUAAAUAUGCA
This is a messenger RNA of Beta vulgaris subsp. vulgaris (sugar beet), 1995 nucleotides long. Its product is annotated as serine/threonine-protein kinase RIPK. Bases 299 to 1687 code for a protein of 462 amino acids. Gene Ontology annotation, biological process: protein phosphorylation. The record is from RefSeq and is a predicted model, not a curated record. The transcript is spliced from 5 exons. Gene Ontology annotation, molecular function: ATP binding; protein kinase activity. Lineage: Eukaryota; Viridiplantae; Streptophyta; Magnoliopsida; Caryophyllales; Amaranthaceae.